Molecule: messenger RNA, 1251 nt
Organism: Penicillium nucicola
Lineage: Eukaryota; Fungi; Ascomycota; Eurotiomycetes; Eurotiales; Aspergillaceae
Product: aminotransferase class I/II-fold pyridoxal phosphate-dependent enzyme
Exons: 3
Coding region: 1-1251 (416 amino acids)
Biological process (GO): biosynthetic process
Molecular function (GO): pyridoxal phosphate binding; transferase activity
Source: RefSeq, a predicted model, not a curated record
AUGGCUUCAGUUCACACAUCGUCAACGCCGACACUCGUGGAGUCUCUCUCCGCAGCACUAGCACUUCGGGAAACCAAGUCUGCCCGCCGGAGAUUAACUGUUCUACCCCGGACGGCGGUAGACUUCUCUUCCAAUGACUUCCUCUCAUUGUCAACGUCGCCCGCCUAUCGCAAAGGGUUUUUGGCGCUUCUGAACAACACUCCUCCGUCAUUUCCCUUUGCCAGCGGCGGUUCUCGGCUUUUGGACGGGAAUUCGGCGUAUGCGGAAGAGCUUGAAAACUUUGUCGCGGACUUUCAUCAAGCUCCGACGGCAUUGCUGUUCAAUUCAGGCUAUGAUGCUAAUGUCGGAGUGCUCUCCAGUCUCCCCCAGCCCGGGGAUGUGAUUCUGUAUGAUGAGCUCAUUCACGCCAGUGCUCACGAGGGAAUGCGUCUCUCCCGGGCGGGGGCUCGGAAGAUGUUCCCUCACAGUUCGCCAACAGGCUUAAAAGAGGUUCUCCAGGCCCAGAUUGCGGUGGAUCCAGCGAUUCGGAAUGGCAGCCGUAAUGUCUUUGUGGUUGUUGAAUCGAUAUACAGCAUGGACGGAGAUGUGGCUCCUAUCAAAGAGUUCAUUCAAGUUGUGGAUGAUCUGCUCCCUGCGGGUAAUGGAUAUUUCUAUGUUGACGAGGCGCAUGCGACUGGUGUAUUUGGACCCAAGGGGGCUGGAGUAAUCCAGGAACUUGGUGUACAAGAUCGUAUGUUCAUUCGAGUACAUACCUUUGGCAAGGCCCUGGCCAGUCACGGAGCCAUGGUGCUCUGUGGACCUGAGACGAGGGACUACUUGAUUAAUUAUGCCCGGAGUCUCAUCUAUACCACUGCGCUGGGAUACCCGUUCUUGGCGUCGAUACGUGCUGCCUAUGAGCUCCUCUCAUCUGGUGAAACAAUAUCGCUACAGAAUCGACUUCAACAAUUGAUUCGACAUCUUCGACAGAAACUAGAUGGACUUCAUACCCAUCCAUCUGUCAUGUUUGAGGUCGACCAUUUCCCCACAUCUCCCAUCAUCUCCCUUCGCACAUCACAGCCACGACAGCUGGCCAGUUCGUGUCAAGAGAAAGGAUUCAUCGUUCGGGCAAUUAUGCCCCCCACCAUCCCCGAUGGAAAAGAGCGGGUACGAGUUUGCAUGCACGCAGGCAAUACGGAAGCCGAGAUUGAUGGCUUGGUGCAAACGAUUCAGCUGUGGCUAGACGACAGUCGUAAACGGAUAGCGAAGAUAUGA